This is a messenger RNA of Musa acuminata subsp. malaccensis (wild Malaysian banana), 1763 nucleotides long. RefSeq names its product probable serine/threonine-protein kinase PBL17. The record is from RefSeq and is a predicted model, not a curated record. Gene Ontology annotation, biological process: protein phosphorylation. Lineage: Eukaryota; Viridiplantae; Streptophyta; Magnoliopsida; Zingiberales; Musaceae. Gene Ontology annotation, molecular function: protein kinase activity; ATP binding.
ACGAGAGGAGGAGGAGGAGGAGCCAGUUCGAUAUUUUGAUCUUUUGAUCGUAUCCCCGUUUCUCGGGCGAUUGUUCGAUUCAAAGCCGCCAGUUCGCAACGAUUCCACUUAUAGUUCAUGAAUCCGGAUUGACCCGCGGAUACUCGCCGGAAGGGUCGUUCCGGAGUCAAAAUGGGUAGCUGUCUGUCUCUGGAGGAACAGAAGAAAGCUGCUGGCUCACCGCAUCAAGUUGAUCGACGAAUAGAUCCAUGUCGCCAGAAUAGCGUAAGCCUAUUGCCACCUCCCAAGGGUGUCGAAGACUUGCGGGUCGUAGCUGGAUAUGGAAAUGUCAACACAUUUACAUAUAGCCAGUUAAGUGCAGCUACCAAGAAUUUUAGGCCAGAUCAAAUUCUUGGAAAUGGGGGUUUUGGAAUUGUAUAUAGAGGCUUUUUAGAUGAGAACAUCAAGCCAGGUUUCAAGUCUACCCAAGUUGCUGUGAAAAAGUUGAAUCCAGAAGGUGUUCAGGGGGACAAGGAAUGGCUGGCAGAAGUCAAUUAUCUCGGGCAAUUAAGUCAUCCAAAUCUUGUUAAACUUAUUGGUUACUGCUGUGAAGGUGAUCAUAGACUACUGGUUUAUGAGUAUAUGGCUCGUGGCAGUCUUGAAAGGCAUCUUUUUCGACGGGUUUGCGUAACAAUGCCGUGGCCUACUCGGAUAAAGAUAGCCCUCGGUGCUGCAAAAGGACUUGCCUUUCUUCAUGCAGCAGAAAGACCCAUAAUUUAUCGAGACUUCAAGACAUCAAAUAUUUUACUAGAUGCGGAUUAUAAUGCUAAGCUUUCAGACUUUGGCCUUGCAAAGGAGGGACCCAUGGGAGAUGAAACUCAUGUUUCCACUCAAGUCGUGGGUACAGAAGGAUAUGCAGCUCCUGAGUAUGUAACGACUGGUCACUUAACUGCAAGGAGCGAUGUCUAUGGUUUUGGUGUUGUUCUCCUUGAGAUGCUCAUGGGGAAAAAGGCAAUGGACAAGAGUAGACCAAGUGAAGAACAUAACCUAGUUGAUUGGGCUCGCCCGUUCUUGACACACACCAGGAAGCUACUUAAGAUAAUAGAUCCUAGAAUGGAAGGGCAGUACUCGAGGAAAGCAGCCAUGGUGGUGGCUGGAUUGGUGCAUCGAUGCCUCAGCCAGACUCCGAAAGGGAGGCCCGCCAUGAACCAAGUAGUUGAGACCCUCGACAGCAUCCAAGAGCUGCCUGAGUGCAGGGAAGACACACUGCUUCAGAGUGGGGGAAACUCUCUGAUUCUCUUUGAGGCUCCAAAAGUGGACAAUAACACUAUCAAAAACUCUUCAACCAAGAAGGAAGCCGAAAACAAAUCAAAGAUGCAUGACAGGAGAAGAACAAAGCAUGGAAAUGGCAGGAGCAAAAGUGAAACGCCUAUGGUUUUUCACGCAUCCAGUCCCUCGCCAUAGCCAGCAUCAAGUCAUAGAAUCGACAUCAAGAAGUAGUAGAACCGCAUAACCAUCCCAUGAUUGAAGUGCAUAUGCCAUAGAGUUUAUUCUUCAAAAGUCAAUUGUUGUUCAGCACAUACACAAAAUUUUAGAUGGACAUUGCUCCAAAUCCUGAGGUGAUUGUAAUUGGUGUUCUUGCUAGCUUCUUGAUAUCAUUCCCAAUGGAUUUGCCAGAAGUUUUAACUGUUAGAUAUGGCCUCAAUUGUGGGACAUAAUUGAAACUGCAGUGGGUUUGUCUGUUCUUUUCUUCAUACGAAUGACAAGUUGGAUCAUUCCAUGAA